Molecule: messenger RNA, 2386 nt
Organism: Tachysurus vachellii
Lineage: Eukaryota; Metazoa; Chordata; Actinopteri; Siluriformes; Bagridae
Gene: cldn10b
Product: claudin 10b
Exons: 5
Coding region: 132-848 (238 amino acids)
Biological process (GO): cell adhesion; bicellular tight junction assembly
Cellular component (GO): bicellular tight junction; plasma membrane
Molecular function (GO): structural molecule activity
Source: RefSeq, a predicted model, not a curated record
CAGACCAGAUGUCCACCUGGAGAUUUAUCACUCUGUAAUACACAUCUCUAUUUUAAUUCCUUUACUUCGUUGGCGUUUUGGAAGCUAAGCUUACAUUUGGGAAUCUUUUCCUGAAUGAUUUCUUUUAAAAAAUGUCAGGCAAGCAAAUUAUGGCAUUUCUAGCUGGAUUAGGGGGAUUGGGUGCGACCAUCAGCGCCACUGUGUCUAACGAAUGGAAAAGCACAAGCAGGGCUUCAUCUGUCAUUACAGCCACCUGGGUGUUUCAGGGACUUUGGAUGAACUGUGCUGGGAAUGCGAUUGGAGCUGUGCACUGCAGGCAGCACCACACCAUCUUCAAACUAGAGGGUUACAUCCAGGUCUGCAGAGGCCUGAUGAUCUCGGCUGUGUGUCUUGGUUUCUUUGCGACUGCCUGUGCUCUGGUGGGAAUGAAGUGCACCAAAAUUGGAGGAAGUGAUCAACUAAAGGCACGAAUUGCAGGCUUUUCUGGACUUCAGUAUUUUAUUGCUGGUCUCUGUUCUUUGACUGCCUGCUCGCUGUAUGCCCACAGGAUAAUGUCUGAAUUUUUUGACCCCAUGUUUGUGGACCAAAAGUAUGAACUGGGGGCAGCCCUGUUCAUUGGUUGGUCAGGAUCUGCUCUGUGCAUUCUGGGAGGGAUUGUGUUCUUAAUGUCACUGUUUGAUGGCUUCAACAAAAGCUCAAGUAAUAUGGACAGGAGACGAUAUGUCUAUAGCACAUCCACUUAUGUUUCUAGUCCCGAGAAGACACAAAACCAUUCAACCAACAUCAGAAGACCCCCGACAGAAUACAGUACCACCUCGAAAAACUUUGAUAAAAAUGCUUAUGUAUAAAAUACACAAAAGAUGGAAAGAAGCAGCUGGUUAUAGUGGUUACCUGUAAUACAAACCUGUUUAAGUUUUUGCUAUCUGACCUGAAACAUUCUCUAAUGUCAGUGUCCUGGUCAGCAUAACAAUUACAUAUAGCAAUGAAAUUUGUACCACAUAAUAAAUUAAAUAAAAUUGCCUAGAUAGCUUAGAAAUGUUCAAAUAGAAAAUCAAAUAUUAAAUAUUAAAGUUUUCUCCCCACAUUGUCUAACUUUAAUAAUUUACUGAUGAUAAUAAUAAGUAUUUUCUGCAAAGUAUAGAUUAAAUUCACACAAUGAACUCUAUGUACAGUAUUUACAGAGUUUGAAUUUGACAUUUGUUUAUUGUCCAUGAACCUACACACUUAUCUGGAGAAACUAGCUUCAGAUUAUAGAUCUUGAAGUUAGCCCAUAAUUCCUCAUCUGAGGAGCAUUUAUAGAACACAUUGUCAAUAAAAUUUCCUUCAUUGCUGUACUUUCAGGUUUAUCAUUUGUCAAAUAUCCUAAUAGAAAUGACUGAUGUAUAAAAUUCUUUUGGUAAGUUUUUGUGUAGGAAGAGUGUAGUUGCGAUUUUGCAUAUAUUUGAUAUACAUUAGCACGAUAAGUGCCAUUUGCCACACUUUUACAACUACAAAUCUGUUUAUAGUUUAUUAAUGUUUUAUUUUCCAUUUUCAAGUUGUACCCUACAAUUUUGCUGAUUCUGUUUUUAUUACUUUAUUAAUGUCAUGAUCAAUUUAAAUGAAACAUAGCAGUAGCACUUUGUGUGAAAGGCUCUGCUUUAAUUAAGCUAUUAUUACAGUAUGCUGUUAAUGAGUAAACAUUCACAAAUAAUUAAUAUAUUUAGUCAACGAUUCAUCACACUUUAUUGUUACUUAGUAGAUUAAACAUUUCCUCAUAGGUUACUGAGUACCUAAAAUUUAAGUAUGGCAAAACCUUUCAUUGUAUUGAAAUAGUCUUUUCUGAAUUAGGAUAAUUUAUUUUAUGAGUUACACCUUUUUAUGAGUUACAAUACUUUUGGCAUAAGUAAGUAUUUCCUUUUAAAAUAAAUGUAAGUGAAAAUAUUUGAUUCACUAUUUUGUCCAUUAAUAACAUCUGACAGAACUCAGUGACAGAUGUGGGUUCAAUAUUAAUCAUUUAUGAUGUUUUUAAAACGCUCAUAUGAUUAGUCAUACAUAGCAAUAUUGAUAUACAGCUAUACACAUCUUAGGCUUAGAAGAAUUAUCUUAUGAAUGAUUACUAAUAUCAUUGUAAUUAGUAAGCCUGGAGGUCUUAUGGAGUGAUAGAAAUUCUUAAGUGUAUCAAUGUGUCCAACAACACAGCAGUGAUGCACAUGAAUCAAUUAUGCAGAUAAAUCCAUGAUCUCUACAGAAAUGAAACUUGUGAAGCAUGUGUGAAAGCUGUUCAUUGUGUUGAGAAUUUUGUCCUACUACUACAGUUUUGCCUUUUAUAAUUAUUGGACGAUUAAUGAAUUCUGUUUUUUUUUCUAAUGAUACUAUACUGUAUAUUUGUAAUAAAAACAAAAGAUCC